CUCCGUUCUCUACCUGACAGCUCAUCGGAAGACAUGCACACAACCGAUCCCCGGGCUUCCCGCGAGUAGAGCUAAAGGGCCGCUCUAGCGGGUCUGUGUACCGGGAGUCCUGGGCUGGACACUGAGCCGCUUCCCACUCCGCACUGCACGGCACGGCACGGCACGGAGGCAUGGCGCGCUCCUGAUCCCGGCAGGACGCCCGGAGAGCUCGGCCGUUCUUCCUUCCGUCACAUCUUGGAUCUCUUUCGAUACUGAGAGGCCUGACCAUGUCUGCGAGAGAGAAGGGGAUCCCGACCAAAGACAGCGUCAGCCUGCUGCCCUGUUUCUAUUUUGUAGAGCUGCCGAUCCUGGUAUCGUCUGUGGUCAGUCUGUACUUCCUGGAGUGGACGGAUGUGUUCAAGCCGGUGAAGUCUGGCUUCAACUGCCAUGACCGCAGCCUGAGCCUUCCCUACAUCGACCCCAACCGCGAGGUCAUCCCCCUCCUGAUGCUGCUCAGCCUGGCCUUCGCCGGACCCGCCAUCACGAUAAUGAUUGGAGAGGCCAUCUUGUUCUGCUGUCUGUCUCGGAGGAAGAGUGGCGGCGGGGUCGAGGCCAACAUCAAUGCCGCCGGCUGCAACUUCAACUCCUUCAUUCGCAGAUCUGUUCGCUUCGUUGGCGUUCAUGCUUUCGGUCUUUGCGCCACGGCCCUCAUCACUGACAUCCUCCAACUGAUGACGGGCUACCCGACACCCUACUUCCUCACCGUGUGUAAACCCAACUACACCACGCUCAACGUCAGCUGUGAGCAGAACCCCUACAUCCUGGAGGACAUCUGCUCGGGGGCCGACCCCGCAGCCAUCAUCCAGGGCAGAAAAUCCUUCCCUUCGCAGCACGCUACCCUCGCAUCCUUUGCCGCUGUCUAUGUUUCGAUGUACUUCAACAGCACUUUGACAGACUCAUCCAAGCUGCUCAAGCCCCUACUGGUCUUCUCCUUCAUUAUCUGUGCCAUCAUUUGUGGUCUGACCCGCAUUAUUCAGUACAAGAACCACGCCAUCGACGUCUACCUGGGCUUCCUGCUGGGAGGAGCCAUUGCUGUCUACCUGGGGUUGUAUGCAGUCGGAAACUUUCAGUCUAGUGAGGAGACCAGUGCUAGUCCCCCUCCGAUGCUACACCGCCCCCCCUGCUCCUUGCCCCACAUCAGCCAGGAGGCCGUACUCCACCACCUUCAAAUGAAAGCCAGCAUGGCAGGGGAGCCCGGCAUGCCCACCUCCCACUCUGAGGGCCUCCUCCACCGAGGCCUUCCACUGCAGAGGCCUGACGACUGUCUGCAGCGAUCCAGUGCAGAUGUGGAAGUGAUCUCCCCCCGCAGCCCCCACAGCAAAGACGCCAUGGCGACCUUCAGCCACACGCUUCCUCGGGUCCACACCCCCCAGGCCAUGGCAGCGUACGAGGAAGCAGCCAGACGUCACGCUGCAACCCUCCACCAUGCCUCCAUGGACUCCAGCCGCUCGAAGCAGCUUCUGUCUCAAUGGAAAAGUAAGAACAACAACCACAAAUGCUCCCUGCAGAUCCCAGACUCCUUCUCGUCCUCCGUGGACUCGUCAUCAGGCCAGUCCUCGCAGCAUCCUCGCCACCACGGCAGCAUGGAGCUCCGAUCCAGCUCCGAGCCAUCGGCUAUGGGCCUGAACGGAGGCUUCGAUGCUCAUGCGUACAUGUCCAAACUGGCCACAGGCACCAGCACCACCCUGCCCAGCAACUGCAGCGGCAUCACCGGAGGUGCCAGGAUAUCCAUGCAGUCCAGACCUGGGUCUUCACAGCUCGUUCACAUACCAGAGGAAGCCCAUGAAAAUUACAACCCCACCUCCCCGAGGACGGGGGGAGAAGGGGGGAGUGAGGGGAUGUCGACAAUAAAUAGCACAGUUCAGGCAAACUGGCAACGGGCGGCAGAGAAGACCGCAGCCUGCAAGACUAACGAUAGUGGGCACAACAGCCAGCCGCGACUCAUGCAAGUCAUUGCUCUUUCCAAGCAGCAGGGCCUGCUGCAGACCCAUUCCAAGAGCUUAGACGAGGGCAGCGUGGGCUGCAGCGCCAUCGGGAGCUGCCAGGGCUCUGCUCGCUACAGGGCACUAACUGACCAAGACCCCACCAGCACCACGGGGCCGAGCUCGUUGGGCAGCACCACAGGCAGUAUUUCAGGGAGUACCGGAGCAAUUGUCAGAGUAGAGGCCCACCCUGAAAACAACAGGCCGGUGAUCCAAGCGCCGUCCAAAGAUGGGAGCGGAUCAUGGAGGUGGCGUUCCCUGGACCAUGGCACUGGGGCUGAUGGUGGUACAGGGACCAGUGGAACAGGAGGAGGAGUUGGGAGUUUGAAGCAGUCCUUCGAGCUCAACGAUCUAAACCGAGACUCGGAAAGCCCAGACUCGAUACGUGAAGGGUCCAUUGACAGGAAGCGAGGCAAUCACAUCGUUACCACCACCGCCACCGUUAGCACCCCGCCCAUAGUGACUGUUCACACCCAGAACAAUGGCCAGUCGGAGCACAGGCUCCACCCCCAGGGGCUUUCCACCAUAAGGGUCACUCCGGGGGAUGGUGGUGGUUCUGGAUCUGGAGGAGGCGGUGGCGGAGGUGGAGAGAGCGCUUCAGAAACCCCCUCCGUCGCUUCCAGUCGGGAGUCCACGCUGCGGAGAAAAGGCAAUAGUAUCAUUCUGAUUCCAGAGCGAGCCAACAGCCCAGAUAACGCCCGCAACAUUUUCUACAAAGGAACAUCCAUAACUCCUGUUUUCAAGGACUAACGUACGGAAUGACUGGAAACUUUGGAGAAGAUGGAGCUAAUAAUGCAAGACAGCUGGAUUUUUCAGAGAACCCCAUAUCAUAAGUCAGUAUUACCUGCCACUGUAUAUAUCAUAAUAACUCCAAAAGAAAAAGGUUUUAUUCAGCAUGAGAUUUUUGUACGUGUUAACACUAAAUCACAACCUUUUAAGUGUUGUAGAAAUAAUCACUGUGUACUUUUGUGGUCACUCCUUAAGAAACCUAUUGUAAUGUCCAUGAUGUGCCAGUGCUUUGCGGACAGGAGAACCUUUUAUAAACAGUUCUGUAUGUUUUGGAUAUAAAUCAUCAGAAAAAAAGAAAGUAGCACAGUAACUGUAGCAAACUACAGCAAAAUAAGUGUAUCAUAGCUGUGGAGCCAGUGUUUACUCCCAUGCACUGAAAAUACUGUGUAUGUUUGAAAAGGGUGCUACACCUGAAAAUACUAUUUACUAUACAACAUACGGUAUCAUUUGAAUAGAUAAAGAAUUAAUUAUUUUAGAGUAAGCAACAAGGACAUUCAUAUGUGACAGAGAUAUGUUUUGUAUUUUGUCUCUUUUCUGUACAGAUACAUACUCAACAGAAUACUGUUUGGAACCAUAAGUGUGCUUAGCAUUCCUUCUGUAGCGAUGAAGUCAAAUAUGCUGUGACUUGCACUGAAAUAUGCGUUUACUGUACCUUGUAAAGUGUGAACCCUGACCUUAUCUUUAUAUCCUGUACUUAUAUGUGGAUGUCCAUGCCAAUCCCAUAUCUACAGCACAAAAAAACAGCAAAACAGUGGAAUAUUGUGCUUAUUUAGACCGUAAGAUAAAAAGUACAUUUCCAAAACUCAAUGCAAUAGUCGACCUAAAGUCACCCAACUGAAUUUGGCAGGUUUCAAUCUGCUUAAAAGCGCUUUCUUUGUAGCUACCAAGUGAACAUUUUGAGAAAUACACUUGCUGCUGUCAAAGCCACAACCAAAUGCUAACAUCAACAGAGUCACAAAGUGGGUUUAGGGUUAGGGGGUGGUUUAGGGUUGGGGGGGGGUUAGGGUUGGGGGUUCUGAAAUAAAAAUUUACAGUUUGAGCACUUCUAGGGCUUGUAUGGGCAUGGAACUCUCCCAGUUGAGUCACAAAUAAGAGAACUGCCAUAUCAAACCAAAAGAUGAUUAAGAUGGCAAGCAAACAUAUUUCCCAAAAUGUUGCCAUGUUUCCUAAACCAUAUUUUUCUCAGAAAAACUUUAAAUCAUUUUAGAUCUUUGUUUUUUAUAAGCAGAACGCUCUGUAAAGCACUGUGCUCGCCAUCAAAAAUCAAACUUGAUUUGUUGUACAGGUACUACAUGUAGCAUUUUUCAACAAUAUACAAUAUUACUGUUGAAUUGUAAUACCUCAGUGUGACUCUCAUCAUCAAAUGAAAACCUUUUUGGGAUCUUUGGCUUUGCUGCCCAGGAUAAACAUGUAACAGGUGAUUUUUGCUGGGUUUAGCACUUCCUCCACCAUCUGCCGUGCGCGCUGGUAAGACAGCAGCUCCUUCCAUUUCCCUUUGUGCCAUAAAGCAACCAGCAGAUUUUCUAACGAAUCCAACCCAGAGUAUCAAAUGUAGAGGCCAGUAGAGGCUGCCAGCUCUCUGAGAAACCGUUUGGUUUCUUUAUGCUGAUAGUAGUCUCACAUGAAUAUGUUUUAAUUUUUUACAUUAAUACUAAGUACAAACAGGAUAGUGACUGUUGUUUACAGUGGUUUACAUUAGAGUGCAUAUCAUUAAUUAGUAUCUCAGUGGUUAAAUGAACACCGCUGGAUAUAAAUUAAAUUUGAUACUAAUAGUGUUGGCACCAAUCGUGCCAUGAAAAUGUAUUGCCAGAGUGACUAUAUGAGAACAUUUGCCAAAGCUAGAAUUUUUCAUUGAAAAAAGAAUAUAAAUCAUCAGAUGUAAUUUUCAGUAUUUGUAUAGCACGCCUGCAUUAUAAUGUACAUGGUUUAUUCUAUAGCCCAGUUUGCAUGGUCACUUUUCUAUACGGCAUAUCACAAUAUUUUUUAUCAGAAAUGUGCUAAAGAAUUCAACAAAAAAUGAAUUUCCAGAUGUUUAAGAGUAUGUUCUUAAUUUCUGUGUUUCAUAGAAAGUUAUAUGACAAUCUUUUUUUUUUUUUUUUUUAUCUAAGUACUGUUGCCCCUUCAGGUCAAUAAUACAGGCUGGUUUUCUUUUUUUUUUCUUAUUUUCCUUAAAUGAAGCUCACUGGAACAUUUGAAUUUGAAAUGUGUACAUAGUUUAACAAAAGAAAAUUGUUAAAGUGUUGAAUCAACUCAAAAUGAGUAUUUGUUUUCAAAGUAAUCCAGGUGGAUUGAGUAUUUUAAAUAUAUUCUUUUGUCUUUUUUAAAAUGUCAAGCUGAUUUGGUUUUAAUCUUCACCUCGGAAUCAUUUCGUGUACACACUGUCAUCACAAUAAUGAGGUCUAUACCUAAUGUCUGUACAUACAGUAGGCACAGCUCAUUACCACAGGCUGGUUCUCUUUUUUUGCUUAAAUAAAGCCGCCACUCCCUCACUACUGUAGCUAGGGCUGAGCGAUAUGGCCAGAGUCUUCUAUCCCCAUAUAGAUCAUUUCAUAUCU
Messenger RNA from Sander lucioperca (pikeperch), 5365 nucleotides. It is a transcript of the gene plppr4b, whose product is annotated as phospholipid phosphatase-related protein type 4. Lineage: Eukaryota; Metazoa; Chordata; Actinopteri; Perciformes; Percidae. The transcript has 7 exons. Gene Ontology annotation, molecular function: phosphatidate phosphatase activity. Gene Ontology annotation, biological process: phospholipid dephosphorylation; phospholipid metabolic process; axonogenesis. Bases 267 to 2771 code for a protein of 834 amino acids. The record is from RefSeq and is a predicted model, not a curated record.